Hypanus sabinus (Atlantic stingray) is the source of this 2501-nucleotide messenger RNA. Its product is annotated as glutamine synthetase, mitochondrial. Bases 168 to 1376 code for a protein of 402 amino acids. The transcript is spliced from 8 exons. Gene Ontology annotation, cellular component: cytoplasm. Gene Ontology annotation, molecular function: glutamine synthetase activity. Lineage: Eukaryota; Metazoa; Chordata; Chondrichthyes; Myliobatiformes; Dasyatidae. The record is from RefSeq and is a predicted model, not a curated record.
GGCUGGCCCGGCACAGCAUCACAUCCUGGCAUCACCUGGGCAGAACCCCGGACUGUAUGUUAUAAAUGCAACUCCCAGGGCCGUUUGCACGGCAGCCGAAUGAAAAGCUGCAAGGGUGAAUUGAAGAGUGAGCAGUUCCUGCAAGUUUAAAGUAUUUUUGGUGAAGGAUGCGGAUCUCUCGAUGUGUCCUGUUUCUGGUAAAAAAAAUCGGUAAUAGCAAGCCGACGAUAUGGCGGAAUCAACAUACCUACAAGAUGGCCACUUCAGCCAGUGCCAGCCUCAACAAGGUGGUCAAGAAGAACUACAUGGAGCUGCCACAGGACGGCAAAGUGCAGGCCAUGUACAUCUGGAUCGACGGCACGGGAGAAGCGGUACGCUGCAAGACCAGAACCCUGGAUCAGGAGCCCAAGACCAUUGCUGAUCUGCCGGAGUGGAACUUCGACGGCUCCAGUACCUAUCAGUCGGAGGGAUCCAAUAGCGACAUGUACCUGAUUCCGUCUGCCAUAUUCCGGGACCCCUUCCGUCGGGAUCCAAACAAGCUUGUGCUGUGCGAAGUCCUCAAGUACAACGGGAAGCCAGCAGAAAGUAAUCUUAGAAAUUCCUGUCAAAAAAUCAUGUCUAUGAUUUCGAACCAGAUCCCCUGGUUUGGGAUGGAACAGGAGUAUACUUUGCUGGGUACAGAUGGGCACCCGUUCGGGUGGCCUUCCAAUGGUUUUCCUGGACCACAAGGGCCCUACUACUGUGGAGUCGGUGCAGACAAAGCAUACGGACGUGACAUUGUAGAGGCCCAUUACCGAGCCUGCCUCUAUGCUGGAAUUAACAUCUCUGGAACAAACGCUGAGGUUAUGGCUUCACAGUGGGAAUACCAAGUUGGGCCCUGUGAAGGCAUUGACAUGGGUGACCACUUGUGGAUGUCACGAUUCAUUCUGCACAGGGUGUGUGAGGAUUUUGGCAUCAUUGCCAGCUUUGACCCAAAGCCCAUACCUGGUAACUGGAAUGGUGCUGGCUGCCACACCAACUUCAGCACCAAGAUGAUGCGGGAAGAAGGCGGGUUGAAAGUCAUUGAGGAAUGCAUUGAAAAACUCGGCAAGAGGCAUCAGUACCACAUCCGUGCCUAUGAUCCCAAGGGAGGGUUGGACAAUGCCAGGCGUCUGACGGGCUACCACGAAACUUCCAAUAUUAACGAGUUCUCGGCUGGAGUUGCCAACAGGGGAGCCAGCAUCCGCAUACCUCGUUCUGUUGGCCAAGACAAGAAAGGUUACUUUGAAGACCGCCGUCCGUCUGCCAAUUGUGACCCCUAUGCAGUCACUGAAGCAUUGGUCCGUACAUGCCUAUUGAAUGAAACUGGUGAUGUGCCUGUUGAGUACAAGAACUAAAGCAGAAUGGACCUGGCAUCUGUGGCAUUGAAUUCCUCAGAACUCUCCUAUACUGUCCAGGUGCUGAGGGGAAGGGGAGGGAGGUGUUGGUUUGAUUUAAAUUUCUGAACAUCAUUUUUUCUGUAUCUGGAAGGCAAGGAUCGUAUGUGGACAAGAUAUCAAAGCUGUUUAUCUUGAACAGUUGAAGAUAGAUCUUUGAGUUGACUGGUCAACUUCACAUGGACAAUAACCUGUAAUUUAAUACAGUCAACUUUGAUACUAAAGCAGGGCUUUUUUUAUUAUAAUACAACAUAAUAUUUUUUGGUUGAGUGACACUUUCUCUACUAAAAGAAAGUCUCUUGGAUCUAUACUGAUCCACAGUAAUACUAAUACUGUAGGGUGCACAGUUUUACUGAGUUUUAAUGAUAGUUGGCAUUUUCUUCAGAUAAAUUUUCUGCAGUGCUUGAAGAGGUUCUACAAAAUGGCUGACUGGUGGGUGUUAAAUUAUGAUGACCAAUUUCAUUAGUGCUCUGGGAGGAAGAAGUGUCUGUACAGUAACAACCUGGUACAGUCUGGCCAGAUAAUAACGGUAUUGCAGAAAGUUCUGGAGCAUUCUUAGUGAUGCCUUGCAUUUAAUGACUUCACUUGUCCUGAGGAUGAUUCCUUCAAAUAUCAAAUGUGCUUGGCUAUUCUCCGGAUGAGGAGAAGGGGAGAUCUGUGGAUGGGGUAUUGCUUAACAAAUAUUUGUAAAGUUGGGCUGUGACACCAAUUGUGCAUUCUAUUUUUCAAAGGAAGGGAUUAAUGUUGGUAACCAAUAUGUGAUUGUCCAUUGUGAGUUGUUUGACUUUUUCUAGAUAAUAUUAAGACAUUAUAGGGAAAAGUUCAGUUGUAAAAAAUUAUUUCCAAGUUUUUCUGUAAUCCCUGUGAGUUAUAUGUACAGGGAAUAAUUCCCAGUUCUACAUUUUUGUCAGUUUCUGAAGCAUGCUGUAAGCAUUGAUGUCUUUUUAACGGUAUUUUAAUGGUACAGAUUUGUUUCAGGGUUCAACUUUGCUGUAGGUUUUUUAAUUGAACUUUUUUAAAUUGCUAUCUCAGUCUUGUAUUUUGAAUUGUCAUUGCUAAAAUUGAGUAAAGUGGAUUUUAAUCACA